Acanthochromis polyacanthus (spiny chromis) is the source of this 3065-nucleotide messenger RNA. Its product is annotated as slit homolog 2 protein. Bases 372 to 1463 code for a protein of 363 amino acids. Gene Ontology annotation, molecular function: protein binding. Gene Ontology annotation, cellular component: plasma membrane. The transcript has 6 exons. NCBI's taxonomy places the organism in Eukaryota, Metazoa, Chordata, Actinopteri, Pomacentridae. The record is from RefSeq and is a predicted model, not a curated record.
AUGAGCUGCAGAACAGAGUCCAGUGGAUGAGAGGAAGCAUUUGGUGAUUGGAGAGGAUUAGAGGAUUACUUACACAGCUGACUGCAUUCAUCAUCUGCAGCAUCACUUUGUCUUUGGUCCUCCCUCUCUGUCCGUCAUCUGCUGACCUGUCACCAUCUCACCGUCAUCCAGCCGAGUCAGAAGAGAAGUGGAAGUUUAACAAACAGCAUGGAGGUGUCCGGGUUCUUCGUCAGCAGGAGGGUUGUGUUGAAGUGGACUACAGAGCUCGGUGCAGAGAACAGCAGAGCUAAACUACCAAGCUUCACUGGACUUUCUGCUCUUCAACUCCUCUGAACGAACCUCCUGUUCCUCCUGCUGGUGUCCAGGGAAACAUGAGUCUCCUUCCUCCGACUCUUGUCUUCCUCCUUCUUGCCAUUUAUUCCCCUCAGUCCCUCCUUCCGUCAGUCGAGGGCUCACGGUCGUGUCCUCAUCAGUGUCUUUGCUAUGAGCACGCAGAGCUGGUGGACUGUCGUGACCGAGGGUUCAGACAUGUUCCUCGAAGCCUCCCUCACGGCACCUGGCUGCUGGAACUGGGCGGAAACAAUCUGAGUGUGAUCGGCACCCGGGCCUUCGUCGGCCUGUGGUCCCUGCGGGUGCUGGUGCUGACCAACAACCAGAUAGAAGAACUUGAACCACAGGCUUUUUUCUCUUUGUCCUUCCUGGAGAAGAUGAUUCUCAGUUGGAACAAGUUAACAACUCUACCUGUGGACUUUUCAACGAGUCUGUCUGCUCUUAAAGAGCUGCGACUGGAGCACAACAAACUGCAUUAUAUAUCUGGAUUCAGCUUUGAAUAUCUGGACAACUUGGAGAAGUUGGACCUUAGUAAUAACCAGCUGACGUCUAUCGGUCCAGGGGUCCUCAGGGGCCUCUCCAGGCUCAGACAGCUCUAUCUGCAGAACAACAGGCUAACUGUGCUGCAGCAGGGCAGCCUGGAUAUGCUGCCUGGACUAGAGGUGCUCCAACUGAGCAACAACAACAUCUCUCAGAUAGACCCUGAUGCUCUGGCUCCUCUCUACAGUUUGGUGGUUCUCAUUCUGGAGGGAAACAACCUUCAACACCUAAAGUUUAAGACCUUCAUCAGCCUCCAUACGACAGCAACACACAUCCAGCUUUCAGGCAACCCGUGGAGUUGUGACUGUGAUCUGCAUCGUGUCUUCAGUAAGAUCCUUCACGUUCGGCACCUCCACAUCGACGACUACCGCAAUGUGACGUGCCAGAGCCCUCCUCAGCUGACUGGAGCUUCUCUGGUCUGGGUGGACAGCCAGCUCUGCAUCGCUGAGACCGCCACCGUUCUGGUCAUCACCGUGACCGUGGUGGUCACCGUGGUGGCCGCCGUGGUGAUGGCGGAGAGGAACAGGAAGAGGAACCAUGGGAAGAACUGGGACACUGAGUCUCAGACACAAACUCAGAGUCCUCCAUCCUGAGAGUUUGAAUAACAGGAGGAGACUUUAACAGUAUGGAGACUGAAGGCUGAACUAACCAAAGACAAGAAAGCUUACAGCAUAUGGUUCAAGAUGCAAAUGGUUGAUUCCUUAAAUGGACAAAUUAUGUUCCGGGUCCUUCCAGUUCCCAUCUGACCCUCUCACAGUUGGCCAGUUUUUAAAUUUAAAAUAACUUCAGUUUAUCUAACGAAGAAUUGCUAAAUUUUACCUUCAUACUGUGGAUAUUUUCCUCGUUUACAAGCCUGGAAGCACACAGCAAAGACCAAAAACUCCACAUCAUCACAAACAUCCCCACUGUGAAGCACGGUGGUGGCAGCAUCAUGAUGCCUGGAUGCUUCUCGGCAGCGGGCCCUGAAAGGCUUGUAAAGGUAGAGGGCAAAAUGAACACAACAAAGUAUAGCAUGUUUUAAUUGACAUGACUUUUUCCAACAUAAAUGCAUGAGAUGGACACAAUGGAUCUGCUCAAGGUGUCACAAUCUAAAGCCAAAAUCUAGUUUUUGCUCAACAGGAUUCUUUCUAAAAUUAACUUUGAGCAUCAAUAUCAUGGGAUAUAUCCAUAGUUUCAACAGCAAAACUGCACCAGUGCCACUCUGGGUGUUUGUUUCUGAUAAUUUACCUUCGAAAAAUGUAUUUUGGGUACACUUUCAACAUGCAAAUCAACAUGUGGGAAAUACGGUUGGCCAAAACAACUAUAGCAAAUGAAAAGUCUUACUUUUACCCACAUUAUGGUGCCAAUUGCAUUUGUAAGCCCAGAUUCCUUCUUUUUCAAAAAUGCUUUUCUAAUGUCUCUAUUUAAAAAGGGCUACAUUUUGACCAACACAUAAGCACUUUGAGGGCCUGUAACUUGGAGAAUAUUUAUAAUAUGAAGGUACAAUUUUGCUUUGUUUGAUAUACAAAAGUUAUAGUACGAAUAAGAUCAGCUGAUUCUAAGAGGGUCAGGUGAGUGGCAAUGAUUGAUUUUUAACCAAAUGAGGCUUUUCCCCUGUAGGCAUUUAAGUGUACUGUAAGUGUGGAUGCUACUACUAGUUUCUGCUGUAGUUAAUGGUGAUAACUGCAACCUGAUUUCAUGGCAUUAUAUUAAUCUGCUUUGAAACAAAUGUUUUAAAGAUCAAGUGUUGAUGAAUGUUCACUAUCGGCACCAACCUUACUGACAAACACUUUAUCCACUUAAUUUCCACAGUAAAAGCCACCCUGUGUUUCACCAUAUACAUGCUUUUAAUGUGAAGUGGCAGCAGUAGCGUUUGUUUGAUUUGCAUUAGCAGUAACUUUAGACAGUAGUGAGGAAGAUAUCCGUUGAUUAAAAUGACAAGCAGUUGUAGUAUCUGAUGUGUUGCUUAUCAUAUGGAAAAUUAUUAUUAUUAAGCAACUCACUAUCAAUGGACGUUUUCUUCAACAUCUGCACACCCUCAAUGUCUAAGAGAAACGACGACACAGUGAUGCCUCAUCAUAUGUUGCAUUGUCUCUUGUCAAUCUUCUGUGCAUAGUUAGACAAUUUCCAUCCAGUUUGAUAAUGGCAGACCCCACUACUGAUUAUAAAAAUUACUGCAUAAAGAAGGAAAUAAAGAGGUAAAUACAUAGAAAGUA